AUCAAGCGACCUCAUCAUAAUAAAAUAAACCCCCAAAACCCAGAACAAGCACCAAACCCAUGGACUCAUCAUCGCCAUCAGUAUCGGCUCUGCAAUUCGCAUUGGCGGCACUAUUCGGAGCCUCGGUUGUAGCUCUCUCAGCUUUCUAUGUCCACAAACGCAGCGUCGACCAAGUCCUCGACCGCCUCAUCAAGCUUCGCCGCAAGUCCCCUCCUCCCGUCGAGGAUCGCUUCUUCAUUUCCGAUGAAGAUGCCGAGGACGAGCAACACUACACAGACGUUCUCGCUUAUGGUGGAGAGAGAGACGAGAGUGAUGAUAGGGAGUAUAUGUGGAGGGAUGGUGUGUUUACUUCAUUGGGUGAUGAUAGUGUGAUUAAUGGCUAUAGAAUUUCGUGUUCGAUGCCGAAUGUUUGUUCAUCGAGUGGGUGGAUGAAUGACGAGGCGAAUACGGAUAGGCGAAUGAGUUUUGGAGCUAAUCAGGCUUUGUCGAAUUCUUUGAAUAAUCUCAGUUUGAUCUCUUCAAAUCUACAGUCUCUUCGAACUGAUCUAAGAGAUGCAAAGGAUCAGUAUGGUGAUAAUUCUGGUUCUAAGAUGCGUGUGGAGUUUGGUGGUAGGCUAAUGACUCCAAUAUCCUUGGGUGGUUAUGCAUUUGAAAGUGCGGGGGAUUCUGAUGAGGAAGGAACCGAAUUUGAAACGGGAGACGAGUUCCUUUUCACCAAUGAGAACAUAAAUUCUUCAGCUGAACUUGAAAAAGAUAUCAAUUCAAGCAUCCAUAAUCCAUCCAAUGUACCAUCAAAAGCUGAUAAUGUGAACCACAUGCAAGUUCAAAGAUGCACAUCAAUUGCAAACAAAGAAAAUGUCAGUGUAGACCAUGGCGAUGGAAAGAUAAAUACAGGAUCAGUGCACGUUAUCGGGAAUGAUCCCAUGUUUGCCAGCAGUACUGUACCUUUGACAAUUUCAGUCCAUGAGUCAACAAACAUCGAAGAUGAACAAGUGCUGAAGAUGAUCCGUGAGUGUUUAGAUCUGCGGGAUAAAUAUGUUUUCCGUGAAAAAGUUGCUCCCUGGAUGCAGGAAACUGGGGGAAAGUCUAGCCCUUCAAAUGUCAACAGUGAUCCAUUUCACUUUGUGCCUUUUGAAACAACCUCUCACUGCUUUAGGAUGGAAGAUGGAGUUGUACACAUCUAUGCAAGGGAAAAAGAUACUGAAGAUCUUUUCCCUGUUGCAAGUUCAACGACUUUUUUUACGGAUAUGCAUCACAUCCUUAAAGCAAUCUCCAUUGGAAAUGUUCGUUCUGUGUGUCAUCUCCGACUAAGAUUUCUUGAGGAGAAAUUCCGCCUUCAUCUGUUAGUACAUGCAGAUCGAGAGUUUUAG
Ilex paraguariensis (yerba mate) is the source of this 1370-nucleotide messenger RNA. NCBI's taxonomy places the organism in Eukaryota, Viridiplantae, Streptophyta, Magnoliopsida, Aquifoliales, Aquifoliaceae. The record is from the annotation of a GenBank genome assembly.